GGGGGACACAGAGAUUACCUCGCACAAUUGGAGUGUCUUUGGCAAAAGAACUAAUCUUCUCUGCACGUAUUGUAGAUGGUGAGGAAGCAAAAUCAAUAGGAUUGAUUAGCCAUGUGGUAGAACAAAAUGAAGCAGGGGAUGCUGCAUACAGAAGAGCAUUAGCUCUGGCAAGAGAAUUUUUACCUCAGGGACCAGUAGCAAUGAGAGUUGCCAAACUGGCCAUCAAUCAGGGAAUGGAGGUCGACUUAGUAACAGGUUUAGCAAUUGAAGAAGCUUGUUACGCUCAGACUAUUCCAACAAAAGAUAGAAUUGAAGGUCUUCUUGCAUUUAAGGAGAAGAGACCUCCUCGCUAUAAGGGAGAAUAAAAGAAGCUGAUGCCUUUAAAAUACAGUGGGGUAAAAGUACUCCUAUGAGGACCAUUAAGGUGCACUUUGCAUCCGCACCUGGAAUAUCACAACCACCAAAGUAAAAGCAAAUCAUACUGAUGUUACAUUUUGAAUGUGACCAUACUUGUUACUGGGCCCAGGUAGAAAUGUGUGUCAACUCAUGCUCAUUACAGUUUCUGAAGGCUGAUCUGUGUACUGGCAAGAUCACAGGUUCAUGCAGCAUUUUUAAAAUUUCAUAUGUAUAAAAUGUACCAUUCCACAAUUGAAAAAGUUCUGUAAAUCCUUUAUAUAGACAAAACCUAUAUGUGAUGUUACGUAUAAAUCUGCUUUAUCAUUUUAUCAAAACAAAAGUGACUACUAAACACCAAAAAUAAGAAACUGUACCAAAUAUGCAUUAAAAUGAUUCUGUAUUUCAGUAAAAUUGUAUUUCAGUAUUCUACCUGAAUAAUGUACAUUAUUAAUAAAGCUAAGGGAAACGAAAAGGAUUAUUGUUUGGAAAA
Messenger RNA from Pelecanus crispus (Dalmatian pelican), 886 nucleotides. Lineage: Eukaryota; Metazoa; Chordata; Aves; Pelecaniformes; Pelecanidae. The record is from RefSeq and is a predicted model, not a curated record.